GAGAUGAGUCCCGGAUGUAAGAAUGGUAGAUGUUCCUAUCGUUUAUGGACAGUUCGAUGACGCUGGCAAUGACUCUUCUCCCAUUCAGGAUGAGGUCCAUGGCGAUGACGACGAUGACAACAGUGAAGAAGAAGACUUGAAAGACUGGGAUUGGGAGGAUGAAAUUUCAGAUUUUACGAAAAAGUUUAAUGCAGCCAGACAGCAAGCAGUUCAGCCUAAUUCGAAUCAAAGGAGCAAGGAUGACAGAAAGAUGCUGCAACCUGCAGAAAAAGCGAUAAGAAAGUUUGCUCACAAGAUCAAUGUCGAAAGCUUUGCCGGUCCAGCAGUGUCCGGAAAAGCUAUUGAUACUCUCAGAGAGCUACAAGCUGGAAGGGUUCGUGUUAAAGAUAAGUCGGAUCGAGCCACCAUUGAACAGGUAUUGGAUCCUCGGACGAGAAUGAUUUUGUUCAAACUGCUUAGCAGAGGUGUCGUGGAAGAAAUUUGUGGUUGUGUUAGUACGGGUAAAGAGGCAAAUGUUUACUAUGCCACAUCGUGUCAAGAUGGUCAGCCAGCUGAUUGUGCUGUCAAGAUUUAUAAGACAUCAAUUCUACUAUUCAAAGAUCGAGAUAAAUAUGUAACAGGUGAAUACCGGUUCAGACAUGGAUAUGCGCGACACAAUCCUCGUAAGAUGGUCAGAACUUGGGCAGAGAAGGAAAUGAGAAACUUGACAAGGAUUUACGGUAGUGGAGUGCCGUGUCCUGUUCCAGUUGUACUUAAAAGCCACAUCCUUGUUAUGAGUUUUCUUGGCAACGAUGGCUGGCCGGCACCGAAGUUGAAAGAUACUAGUCUGUCUGAAGAAAAGUAUGAAGAACUGUACCUCCAAUGUAUUAGAGACAUCCGUACUAUCUACCGAGUAUGUCGUCUCGUCCAUGCAGAUCUCAGUGAAUUUAACCUUCUGUAUUUCAACGGUCGGUGCUAUGUAAUUGAUGUGUCUCAGUCUGUGGAGCAUGAUCAUCCACAUGCACUCGAAUUCCUUAGGAAAGACUGCACUAACAUAACUGCAUUUUUUCAGAAGAAGGGUGUUUGUGUGCUGUCAUUGAGGCAACUGUUCGACUUCGUCACUGAUCCUAAUGUUGCUGAUGACAAUAUUGAUUUGUAUCUCGAUAAGGCAUUAUCGAUUGCUUCGGAAAGAAUUGUAAGUGGUGUAAGUGAAGAGCACAAGGUGGAUGAAGAGGUUUUUAGGCACUCGUACAUUCCUCGUACCCUAAAUGAGGUGGUCGAUAUUGAACGAGAUCUUCAUGAGGCUCAGGAAGGAAGAAGAGCUGAGAUUUUCUACCAGACAUUAACUGGACUGAAGCCUGAUCUAUCAGGUGCCCAACAGGUCCCAGCUCUGUUAGAUGAGUUACCACCCGAAGCUACUGAGACAAUGUGCGAUGACAUAUCAGUUGAAGGUGACAGAGAAUCGAGUUCAGAAGACAACGAAGAUGACAACACCCAGGCUAGCAGCGUCAUUCUGAAACAACUAGAGGAAGAGCAGCAAGUGAAUAAGAAAGAGCAUAAGAAGCUUGUGAAAGAAGCCAAUAGAGAGAGGAGGAAGCACAAAAUGCCUAAGAAUGUCAAGAAGCAGAAAGAGAAGGAAAGCAAACAGACUCACUCAAAGAGCAGCCGUAGACCCUGAUAUGCGUAUUUGGAAUCUGUCAAGUUAGAUUUUGUUAAAAUGAGAAAUAUAUCUAAAUGGAC
Messenger RNA from Corticium candelabrum, 1719 nucleotides. Its product is annotated as serine/threonine-protein kinase RIO1-like. Lineage: Eukaryota; Metazoa; Porifera; Homoscleromorpha; Homosclerophorida; Plakinidae. The record is from RefSeq and is a predicted model, not a curated record. Bases 23 to 1657 code for a protein of 544 amino acids. Gene Ontology annotation, cellular component: cytosol; preribosome, small subunit precursor. Gene Ontology annotation, biological process: maturation of SSU-rRNA. Gene Ontology annotation, molecular function: protein serine/threonine kinase activity; ATP binding. The transcript has 18 exons.